CAGGGCAAAAAAGGAGCCAUAAAUAACCCCAAACAACAGUCCCCCGUUCAAUCAAGUACCUUUACUUCUGGAAGUGCUGCUUUAAGGGUUGCCAAGAUGGAUUUUCUCUCUACCCUUGUCGUUGCGUUUUUGAUUUUGGUAUCGUCCACCCAAGGUGCUCACCAUGAUAAGUUGUUCAAGAAAAUCAACACAGAUGGCCCGGUAUGCUUUAAGGCAAAGGGCGACCAACCAGCUGUGAUUACUUACAAAGGACACGAGCGAGUUUUAAACGGCAUCAAACUAGUGCACGUAUCCGGAAAACUAUCAUAUGAUGGCAGGACAAAGAAUUUCUUUGGCUGUGGAAAGAGAGACCAUUUCAACAUCUUCAUCACUGAUGUGAUUGACAAUGUGGUAUUUCCCAGAAAAGAUAUCGUAAAAGUGAUGGCUUUUCCCCGUAUGCGUGUGUACGUCCGCAGCGAGGGCUGCAGUGAUCCUGGAAUUGUUGGAUGCGGUCAAGCUCGGAUGAUCGUAAAUGGAGUUGAUUAUGCUCCGGGCGGACGGGGUUUUCAAGUGGUGGUGUUGGAUGCUAUGGAAGGUAAAAUACUUGGUACCCGAAGAUUUGACUCUUAUGGCCAAAGAAGCGAGGCUUUGAAAGCAUACCACUACUUGAGAUCUGUUAAAGGCCACAAAAUAGUUCUUGUGGCGAUCGCAGACGAGGCCUGGAAUCAAGGGUCCCACUUCCCCAUAGACAGAGAGCUCAUACGACUUGGCGCAAAAGGACCAAUCAUAAGGCAACUUCGAAGUUCUCUCGCUCUGAUUGGGUAUGCGGGCAGAAAGCGACCUCGUUGGAUGAGGUUUGGCCAGAACCCUCCGUCAAAAGGACCUACCACAGUCAAUUCAAAGAUACCUAUUAUUCCUGGGGGAAAAGGGAAGAGUUAUUGGUACGAGAUGACCAACCGUGAUUGCACAUCAAAGACAAUGCUGUUCGCCGAUGUGUCGCGCCCAUUCCUCCUCAGUCGUAAUCAGCAGCUUAAGGUCUGGUACGGAGAGGAUCUUGAUGACGUGAAUGAAAUGGGAAAUGCAGGCCGCGCAUGCGUAGAUGUGUAUGCUUGGCUGGCCUGAUUACAGGUUCAGUAAUUAUGGUUUUGCCUUGAAGUAAAUUAUGUUGACAAAGAAAUGUAAAAGUAACUUAGAGUUAAACAUCAAUAAAUGGGUAAUGUUA
This is a messenger RNA of Nematostella vectensis (starlet sea anemone), 1201 nucleotides long. RefSeq lists its product as uncharacterized. The record is from RefSeq and is a predicted model, not a curated record. The transcript is spliced from 7 exons. NCBI's taxonomy places the organism in Eukaryota, Metazoa, Cnidaria, Anthozoa, Actiniaria, Edwardsiidae. Bases 97 to 1101 code for a protein of 334 amino acids.